Messenger RNA from Panonychus citri (citrus red mite), 306 nucleotides. RefSeq names its product enhancer of rudimentary homolog (gene e(r)). The record is from RefSeq and is a predicted model, not a curated record. Bases 1 to 306 code for a protein of 101 amino acids. Lineage: Eukaryota; Metazoa; Arthropoda; Arachnida; Trombidiformes; Tetranychidae. The transcript has a single exon.
AUGUCUCAUACUAUUGUGCUCAUUCAAUCAGGUAAACCAGAUACUCGAACCUAUUCUGAUUUCGAAAGUGUCAAUGAAGCCAUGGAAGGGAUUUGUCAUAUUUUUGAGGAACAUCUUAAACAAAACAAUCCUCAUUCAGCGUCAAUCACUUAUGACAUCAGUCAAUUAUAUGAUUUUAUUGAUGAUCUAGCGGACAUCUCAUGCUUGGUUUUCCAGCGAGCUACAUCAUCUUAUGCCCCAUUCUCACGGGAUUGGAUUAAGGAGAAAAUCUUUUUCCUAUUGCGUAAACAGGCUGCUGGACCAUAA